AUGGAAGUCAUAUCUACUCACACAAAUAGCUUUGUCAUCACAAUCACCAUCAACGACCACCACAAUAAUAGCAAGUCCAAUCACCGAAACGGCGGAACAACUCAUGACAAUGGCAAUAAGCUAUUAUUGGGAAACUCCAACUCUAUUAAGCCUGGUUGGUUUUCAGAGUUCAGCGCGUUAUGGCCAGGUGAAGCAUUCUCAGUAAAAAUUGAGAAUUUGUUAUUUCAAGGGAAGUCAGAUUAUCAAGAUGUCAUGCUCUUUGAGUCAGCAACUUAUGGUAAGGUUCUUACAUUGGAUGGAGCAAUUCAACACACAGAAAAUGGUGGAUUUCCAUAUACUGAAAUGAUUGUUCAUCUACCACUUGGUUCAAUCCCAAGUCCCAAAAAGGUGUUGAUCAUUGGUGUAGGAAUUGGUUUUACAUUAUUCGAAGUUCUUCGUUAUCCUACCAUAGAAAAAAUAGAUAUUGUUGAGAUUGAUGAUGUGGUGGUCGAUGUGUCUAGAAAAUUUUUCCCCUACCUUGCGGCUAAUUUUAAUGAUCCUCGUGCAACUCUUGUUCUCGGCGAUGGAACUGCAUUUGUAAAGGCUGCACAAGCAGGGUAUUAUGAUGCUAUUAUAGUGGACUCUUCUGAUCCUAUUGGUCCAGCAAAAGAUUUAUUUGAGAGGCCAUUUUUUGAGGCAGUAGCCAAAGCUCUUAGGCCAGGAGGAGUUGUAUGCACGCAGGCUGAAAGUAUUUGGCUUCAUAUGCAUAUUAUUAAACAAAUUAUUGCUAAUUGUCGUCAAGUCUUUAAAGGUUCUGUUAACUAUGCUUGGACUACUGUUCCAACGUAUCCCACUGGUGUAAUUGGUUACAUGCUUUGCUCUACUGAGGGACCAGAAGUUGACUUUAAGAAUCCAGUUAAUCCGAUUGACAAAGAUAUAACCCAUGUCAAGUCAAACUUAGAACCUCUCAAGUUCUACAACACUGAU
Molecule: messenger RNA, 966 nt
Organism: Solanum tuberosum (potato)
Lineage: Eukaryota; Viridiplantae; Streptophyta; Magnoliopsida; Solanales; Solanaceae
Product: putrescine N-methyltransferase 2-like
Exons: 8
Biological process (GO): spermidine biosynthetic process
Cellular component (GO): cytosol
Molecular function (GO): spermidine synthase activity
Source: RefSeq, a predicted model, not a curated record